CCGGCUCGCCACGCGCUACCGACCUCCUUACAGGCCUCACUUGGGCCUCACGCAUACUCGAUCGACCCUUGACACCUUUCUUCGGGCCUGUCUUCUUAGCUGACGCUUAUGCACUGAUUCUGCGUCCGUCAUCUCUACUGUCGGACUGCCUGGUGUGCCAUUUCCACCAUGCAUCCUUUCGCAUCGUACGUUCUACGCAGCUACUACCGGGCGACGGGCUGGAAUGAGGACAACUUGUAUGCCAACCUCACCCGAUCAUCCAAUGCGGUCCUCGACUUCACUGUGCCCAGAGGGCUACACUUCUCGAUCUCAAAGUCGCCGAGCCCGCUGUUCAAGAACACCUAUUCUAUGAACGCACUGCCGUCGCUCAACGGUUCUGUUGGCUACAUCUUCACCUCAUGCGAGCUGGACGUGAAGGGCUCGGGCGACGUGCGCUUCAAGGACAUGGCAGACCACUUCAAAGUCUACGACCUGCCCCGGAGACCGGAGGGGAAGGAGGAAGAAUGGCUGGCGGGCGAGAGAGUCAACACUCGGGACUACCUGCUUUACGGCCGUGUCUACAUCCCGACAGGCCGACUUGAUGCACUGUAUUCAGCGAGGCUAUCACCGACGUUGCAAGGUAUGGUGGCUGCAAUAUCCGACCCGCGCGCAAGCCUGUUUGCCGAGUCGGUCAGGAGUGCACCUACGCAUCCCAGCAACAUUAUGUUCAGCCUGCAGCACGAUACCGGCAGGUGGUGUACAGAAUACACAUGGAGUGCGGAGGACGGCAUGUGGGGUGUCCGGACGCUGCAUAACUUCGGGAAGUUAACCGGCUCGAGCGACUCGGCUGAGGAGGGCGAGAAGUCGACCGGUGCACCACCACGGACUCGCUCGUGGAUGAGAAGGGUGGAUGAGGAGGAGGCGAUGGAGGGAGGUCUCAAAGGCCGAAUAUCCGCCGGCGCUGAGUUUUACUUCAGUGCCAAGGAGAAGAGCGCAGGUGUAUCGACCGGUAUACGGUUCACGACGUUGCCCGAUGCAACUCCCCCAUCGUUCCAGGAACCUUCAACAGCACCAUCGACAUCGCGCGGCCCUCCCUCCCAGCCACCUACGACCAUCACUGCUCUGUUCAACCCCAUGCUCGGACAUAUCUCCGCGGCGUAUACCGCGCGAACCUCCCGUGAUCUCUCUCUCAGCUCGCGGUACGACUUCAACGUAUACAGCUACGAGAGCGAGUGGUGCAUGGGAGCAGAGUGGUGGAUGCGCCGUGGGAAGGGCAUGUUCACGUCCGCGCUGGGCUCGAGCCCAGACGAGUCGAAGGAUGACUCUGCUUUGCAACACACGCCUCCAGCUUCACAUGAGGGCAUGGGCGAGGUGCAAGGGGUGAUGAAAGCCCGUGUAUCUACGACAACGGACAUUUCCCUUUUGUGGGAAGGACGUUUGAAAAACAUGCUGGUCAGCUUCGGGAUCGUCUCGAACCUGACCAGCAGGUCGAAGCCCAUAAAAGCAAUAGGCCUGGAGUUAUCGUACUUCAGCUCGGGAUGAACACCCACCAGUGCAUCGCUAGGAUUGCUUUCGUGACUUGGGGGACACUAGUAUGCGUGUACGAUCAACAAGGACUUCUGCAUCAUCAUAUCCAGGGCCAUGUACCAUAGAGAAACACUAAUCAGAUUCCAGGGGGACAUUAAAUGAAGCCGUAAGGCGGGG
This is a messenger RNA of Rhodofomes roseus, 1683 nucleotides long. RefSeq names its product mitochondrial distribution and morphology protein 10. Gene Ontology annotation, cellular component: ERMES complex; SAM complex. The coding region runs from base 169 to 1521 and encodes 450 amino acids. NCBI's taxonomy places the organism in Eukaryota, Fungi, Basidiomycota, Agaricomycetes, Polyporales, Fomitopsidaceae. The record is from RefSeq and is a predicted model, not a curated record. The transcript has 5 exons. Gene Ontology annotation, biological process: phospholipid transport; establishment of mitochondrion localization; mitochondrial outer membrane translocase complex assembly.